Amaranthus tricolor (Joseph's coat) is the source of this 1090-nucleotide messenger RNA. Its product is annotated as peroxiredoxin-2F, mitochondrial. The record is from RefSeq and is a predicted model, not a curated record. Gene Ontology annotation, biological process: cell redox homeostasis; cellular response to oxidative stress; hydrogen peroxide catabolic process. The coding region runs from base 183 to 779 and encodes 198 amino acids. The transcript is spliced from 5 exons. NCBI's taxonomy places the organism in Eukaryota, Viridiplantae, Streptophyta, Magnoliopsida, Caryophyllales, Amaranthaceae. Gene Ontology annotation, cellular component: cytoplasm; mitochondrion. Gene Ontology annotation, molecular function: thioredoxin peroxidase activity.
UCAAAUAGAGAUAGAGAUUCAAUGACCGAAACAGACGAACAUUUGCCCGAAGCCCCGAAGUCUUAACGAUCAAAUAAGCCGUAAACCCCGGAGGGUGGAGAUUAUUGGAGAAGAGAAAGAGUCCCUAAACACCUUUUUAUCUAACUUUCUCGUAUACUUCCACAAGGCUUGAAUAAUCAACAAUGGCGUCAAGGCCAAUUAAGCUAUCAUCCAUGCUCAAACCUCUCAUUGGAGAGCUUAAAUUUGCUGCAUCUAGGGCUUUUGCUUCCAUUUCUGUCGGAUCUGACAUCGUAUCUUCCGCACCCAAUGUUUCUCUCGCUAAAGCUCGCACCUAUGAUGAGGGAGUCUCUUCCAAAUUCGCUACUACUCCUUUGCAGGACAUUUUUAAGGGGAAGAAAGUUGUCAUCUUCGGUUUACCUGGUGCAUUUACUGGAGUUUGUUCCGCUCAGCAUGUUCCAAGUUACAAGAGUAACAUCGACAAAUUUAAGGCAAAAGGGAUUGAAUCCGUAGUUUGUGUUUCUGUAAAUGAUCCUUAUGUGAUGCACGGAUGGGCCGAGAAACUUGAAGCUAAAGAGGCUAUUGAAUUUUACGGGGAUUUUGAUGCUAGUUUCCACAAGAGCUUGGACCUAACAAUCGACCUCUCCGUAGCUUUGCUUGGAACUCGCUCUCACAGAUGGUCAGCUUAUGUGGAGGAUGGCAAAAUCAAGGUUCUGAACGUGGAAGAAGCCCCAUCUGAGUUCAAAGUCUCCAGUGGCGAUCAUAUGCUAGCUCAGCUCUGAUCGAGUUUGCAAUCAUCUUUUCUCUAAGUAGUCAAUAAAGUUCCAAAUGUUCAAUAAGCUCUACUAUAAACUAAACUUGACGCUACAAAUCGAUUUCACUAUCUUAGUGAAAGCCUAACGGAGACAAGACAUUAGUAAGUCGAACAUCUGUGCUUUGGUUAUGCGAGUUUGUAGUUUUUUGGGUUUUUUUUUUUUUUCAAAUAAUGAAGAGAAAACAAGGUUGAAAUUUGAUUGUAGCAGUUUUGAGAAAAAUAUCAUGGUGGGUUGUAUUGAAUUGUUUAUAAAAUCAUACAUCAUCAUUAUAUCCGGUA